Molecule: messenger RNA, 1937 nt
Organism: Ziziphus jujuba (common jujube)
Lineage: Eukaryota; Viridiplantae; Streptophyta; Magnoliopsida; Rosales; Rhamnaceae
Product: protein RETICULATA, chloroplastic
Exons: 7
Coding region: 448-1650 (400 amino acids)
Biological process (GO): plant organ development
Cellular component (GO): chloroplast inner membrane
Source: RefSeq, a predicted model, not a curated record
GGACAAAUUAUAUUAUGAACCCUAUUUUUUUCCGAGUCUGCCGCCUCCGCUCGCUUAAACCUUCAACAUUUUUUUUUUUUUUUCCUCACUGGUCAAACAAGUUGUCUAUUAUUCCUUUUACUCAUUUUCUCACUUUUCAAUCAACCUUUUUCAGUAAAAGAGCCUCUCGCCUGUCGCCUGGAAAGUAUACAGACUAAAAACCCAAAGUUGAAUGCAACCCUUUGAACCUCGCAAAGACACCUAUUUUUCAUACUUCGACUUCGUCUCCAAGGGUUUAACUUCUUUAGCCUUUUUGAUUUGCUUGCAUUGAUUUUUUUUUUUCUUUUCCUUUUUUUAUUUUUUUAUUUUUUCCCCCUUAUUGGUGUGAUAGUUUCGUAUUAAUUUGUCGACUUUGCUUGAUCUCUACAUUCAUUCGGUGAAAAAAAUUUGACAUUUUUUUGGAGGCAAAUGGCGGGUUGUUCAUCGAGCUUUGGAUUUUCAAAUGUUGGGAUUUUUCGAAACGAGGUAAUUUCAAAGAAGAACUUGUUAUUUGAUAGUGUUGGGUAUGGAAAUAAUGUAAAGGAGGCAUCUUUGCCACUAUUUCGUGGGAAAAUUAGCUUUAGACAUGUCUCUAUUAGCAGCAAACAGAGUAGUAUGGUGGUAAUGAGAAAUUCCCAAAUUGGUAGUGGUGGUGGUGGUGAUGGUAAUGGUAAUGGUGGCUAUGGGAAACCACCAAAUGGUGGUGGUGGUGGGGGUGGAAAUGGUGGUGGCGAUGAAAAUGGGAAUGAAAAUGAAGAAGAUGAAUAUGGGCCACUUUUGAAUUAUGAAGAGGUUAUGAGGGAGACAACAGCACGAGGGGCCAGUCUUCCCUCUGAUAUGUUAGAUGCGGCUAAGAGUGUCGGAAUUCGUAAAUUGCUUCUUCUCAGAUACUUGGAUUUGCUGGGGGCGCCUUGGCCUUUAGGCUUUGGAAUGAAGUCGUGCUCUAUGCUCCGCAACCGAAUGUUGGCUGAUCCAUCCUUUCUUUUCAAAAUUGGAACAGAGAUAGUCAUUGAUUCAGUAUGUGCUACAUUGGCGGAAGUUCAACAGAGGGGGAAAGAUUUCUGGGCAGAAUUUGAGUUGUAUGCUGCAGAUCUUUUGGUUGGGGUGGCUGUUAAUGUUGCUUUGGUUGGUAUGUUGGCACCUUAUGCUCGGAUUGGGAAACCAGCUUUAUCAAAUGGGCUACUUGGACGAAUACAGCAUGCUUGUGGAGCUCUUCCUAGCAGUGUUUUUGAAGCCGAAGGUUCAGGAUAUAAAUUUUCUAUACAACAGCGAAUUGCAACAUAUUUUUAUAAGGGUGUCUUAUACGGAUCAGUUGGCUUUGCAUGUGGAAUUAUCGGCCAAGGCAUCACAAACUUAAUAAUGAUUGCCAAGCGGAGGAUAAGGAAAUCAGAAGACGAUAUACCUGUGCCACCCCUAGUGAAGAGUGCAGUACUAUGGGGUGUUUUCCUUGGAGUGUCUUCCAACACCAGGUACCAGAUUAUCAAUGGACUGGAACGCUUGGUUGAAGGGUCACCAUUGGCGAAACAAUAUCCACCUGUAGCUUAUGCUUUCACCAUUGGUGUGCGAUUCUCUAACAAUGUUUUCGGUGGUAUGCAGUUUGUGGAUUGGGCUAAACGGAGUGGUUGUCAAUAACUAUGUGUUUACCUCCUUAUAUAAUUGAGAGGUGCUCUAGUUUAGCCAUAGAAAUGGAGUGUUAGUCAUCCAUGGAAACUUCAAGUGAUGUUUCGUGUUUAUGUGUUUUGGAUUUUUUGCUUGUAAGAUUUACAAGCAGUGAAUAACCAAGUAUCUCGUCCUUUUAUUGGGGAAAAGGUGUAUUAUGUUGCUAGGAUUAGAUCAUUAAUUGGAUAGUCUUCCACAUUAGUAUUGUACUCCUGAUUUCCUUGGCUCGCAUUAUUGAUCAUCUUUUGCCCUUUUCUUCA